CUUCAAAUCAAAGGAUUUCCAUCGUUGCUGUUGAAGGACAACGUCUAGUGCACGGACGGAAAUUGAUAAAAUCGACCACGGCAGCUAGUCGAAGAGCUGUGGAUUAUUAUCGAAAAGGCCAACAACGACGCCUGGCAGCAGUCAUAAAAUAAAAGCACUGGCGUCAGCAAUGCCCAUCAGGGCCAGAAACCCGAUCCUUUCAUAUGCGUUCGUCUGGAGAAGGCAUUAACACAAGACCGAGGAGAGCUUUUGAAAAAUGAGUACGCUGCUCUUGGAAUCAGACUAUCAAGGCCACGCCUGUCAAGCACUCGACUAUAGAUAGUGUAUUCCGCGCACAACUUUGAGAGCAGAAUUGCAAGAUUUUCAAGUUCGUUGAAGAGCAGUUAAACGCGUAGAUUAUGUGGAAUUGCCAACAGCCUAUACCGCAGCUGCGGCUGCUGCGGUUGGUGCUGCUGCUCUUGGCUUCAUCAAUUGGCUGGCUUGAUUAUGCCACAGCCUCCACGCACGAUGUCUACAACGGAGCGCGCCCGGGACAUCGCAUUGUGCAAACUCGAUAUGGACGCUUGCAUGGAAUGAUUCUGCCUUUGGAUAACUUCCGCUUUCUGCGCUCAGUGGAAGUGUUCCUUGGUGUUCCCUAUGCCACGCCUCCGAUCAAACAAAACCGCUUUAGUCCAACGCGUGCCCCAGCACCCUGGGAUGGAAUACGUAUCUCAGAUAAAUACAGCCCCGUGUGUCCACAACGGUUGCCCAAUAUACAAAAUGAAACCGCCGCCUUGGAGAAGAUGCCAAAGGGACGCCUGGAGUACUUGAAGAGAUUGUUGCCCUUUUUGGAAAAUCAAUCCGAAGAUUGCUUAUACCUGAAUAUAUUUUCACCUGUUAAUGCUGGCGCUAAUGAGAAGAAGCUACCUGUAAUUGUGUUCAUACACGGCGAGUCGUUUGAGUGGAGCAGCGGCAAUCCUUACGAUGGCAGUGUGCUGGCCAGCUAUGGCGAUGUGGUCGUCGUGACGCUUAAUUACCGACUUGGAAUACUGGGUAAGAAGGUGGCAAGUGGUCUGUGGCCUCGAUGCAUAAUUGUGCGGAACUUCUCUGCUCGCUAUCAUCCGACAGGCUUCCUCAAUGCGAAUCCCAGUCCGCAUGUUCACGCACGUGUUGCCAAUUAUGGCCUUAUGGAUCAGAUGGCUGCGCUCCAUUGGAUACAGCAGAAUAUACAAAAGUUUGGAGGUGAUCCGAAUGUUGUUACCCUAGCAGGGCAUGGAACGGGCGCCGCAUGCAUCAACUAUCUGAUGACCUCGCCCACAAUGGUGCGAGGGCUUUUCCAUCGCGCCAUACUGAUGUCUGGAUCGGCGUAUUCAUCGUGGGCUCUCGUAGAGGACCCAGUCCUGUUCGCCAUUAAGCUGGCCAAAGAGGUUAACUGCACCAUACCCGAGGACUUGAACAGACAUCAUGAGCAGAUCGUCGACUGCCUUCGGGAUGUGCCGUUGGAGGAUCUAUAUGGCGCCGAUAUACAGGCACCAAACUUUCUCACAUCGUUUGGCCCAUCCGUUGAUGGCGUUGUCAUACGACCCGGACAUUCCAAUCUCGAUAUUGAUGAUUUAAUGACGCGCAACUCGAAGCGCUCUACGGGCGACGCUGGAGCCCAGUCUGGCAGUGGUAAUGGCGGUGGAUCCGGCGCUGGCUCCGCUUUUGGCGGGGGCUACUUUGGAGGAGGCGCUGCCACGGCCAACAUUGGUGGCCAUUAUGAUGUGCUCUUCGGCGUUGUUACGGGCGAAUCCAUUUGGCGCUUCAGCGCCCACGACAUACAAAACGGCUUCGAGGGCGAGAGAAGAGAUAAAAUAAUACGCACUUACGUGCGCAAUGCUUACAACUACCAUCUCAAUGAGAUAUUCUAUACGAUUGUCAACGAGUACACGGACUGGGAUCGCACUUCGCAGCAUCCGAUUAACACGCGCGAUACGGCUGUUGCCGCGUUAUCCGAUGCCCAGUUCGUGGCGCCCAUAGUGCGCACUGGAGACAUAUUGGCGGCCAAUUCGCCACCGCCAGUGAGCUCGGCGGCGCCCAGCGGAGCGGCGAGUGCGGGCGCUGCGACCUUGGCGGCCUCCACGCAGCCCGCGGGCCGCUGUUACUUCUAUGUCUUCGACUAUCAGACCAAAGACGGCGACUAUCCCCAGCGCAUGGGCACAGUGCAUGGCGAAGACUUGCCUUACAUAUUUGGUGCACCGCUCGUCGAUGGCUUCAGCCACUUUCCGCAAAACUACACCAAGUCGGAGACGGCGCUGUCAGAGGCCGUCAUGAUAUACUGGACGAAUUUCGCGCGCACCGGCAACCCGAACGAACAUCAUCGGCAGGACUCUGUGCUGCCCGUUUCCAAGGAACGCAAUCGUUUUCGCAGCAUCACAUGGGAGAACUAUGAUCCUUUGCAUCAAAAGUAUUUGGAAAUAGGCAUGAAGCCACGCAUUAAGAAUCACUUUCGGGCUCACCAACUCUCGAUUUGGCUGCGUCUGAUACCCGAGCUGCAUCGUGCUGGAAUGGAAGAUGUUAUAGCCAGGCACAAUCUAUUUCGCAAUCACGACGAUAUGGAAUUGUACGAGGGACCCGUUAAGCCAGAUCCAUUUGGUCUCUCAGCGGGCGCAGGCACUGGCACAUCAUCAUCCUCCGCCUCCUCCUCGUCCUCCUCGUCGCGCCUGCUACUUAUCGAUGAGCAAUUGAUGAUGAAGAAAGGACGCGGCCUGAAUGCCUCGACCUAUUUGAAUGGCAUAUUGGGGGUUACGACCGUGGAGCCGAACAAUAUGUAUACAACGUGUAUACCAAUUGGCGGCAACUAUACUGGCAAUGGAGGUGGCGUGUAUGCUCCGACAACACUGGCAAACGGGUCGACGGAGACCGUGGCUUCCGGCUUCGAGGCAGCCGGCUAUGCGGCAUAUUCCACGGCGCUGAGCGUAACGAUUGCCAUCGGAUGCAGCCUGCUCAUAUUGAAUGUGCUGAUAUUUGCGGGCGUGUACUAUCAGCGGGACAAGACGCGGCUGGAGGUGAAGACACUGCAGAAGCAGUAUCAGCAGCGCAGCAUGCAUCAGCAGGUACCAUAUCCGCCGGAGCCCAUAAAGCAUGCUCAUUACCACUUGGGCCACUCGCAGAGCGCCAAUGUGAUUGUUGACGUCGAGAGCCACGGUCAGGAUCAGACCGGUCAGGCGGCCAUGCUGCUACAGGCAGCCGCCGCCGCUGCCGCAGCAGCUAACGAGGCAUCGAAGCCACCACCGCCACAUAUAUGCGCCAACACGGGCUUGCAAGCGCAGCAGCAGCAGCAGCAGCAACAGCAAACACAGCAAGCGGGCGGCAGUGGAAGUAUGCUUAAUAAUAUGGCCAUGGAUGGCACUAAGCCCACGGAUAACUUGGCCAAUGUCACCUAUAGCACCAGCACCAAACAGCAACAGCAACAACAACAGCAACAUCAACAGCAACAGCAACAGCAGCAGCAGCAGCAACAGCAUCAACAGCAGCGCGAGCAUAUGCAAAUCAAGAGCAUGGGCAGCGGAGGCACACAGACAUUUGGACGUGGCAAUGGCACAGUUGGCGGUGCAGGUGGCGGCGGUGGUGGUGCUGCUGGCAACAAUAGCAGUGUGCCUGCCACAGCAGUGGGUGUCGGUGGUGGCGCCUCUGUUGUUGUGUCAGGCAGCAGCGUUAGCUACAAUCCCGGCCUAAUGACUUUGCCCAAGGCAAGCCAAUUGCAUCAUUCCGGAGCUCUCAAUUAUGCACGCAGCAACACGGCCGCCUUGAAUUUGGCAGGCGGCGGCACCGCCCUGGUGGAUAGCCGCGGCAACGUCCUCCUAACCAGCGCCGGUGGCGCCAAUAGCGAUUGCAUGACACUGCCACGCAAUCUCAAUCGUCACAAUCCAACGACAGAACUACAACAAUAUCAACAACAACAGCAGCAGCAGGUUGGUAAACAUCAGCCAAAUGGGGCUGUGCUAACGGGCAUGCAGCCGCACUAUAUACGUGGUCCACGCCCACCGAUGCGUACUGCCUCCUCAUCGACAACUACCACCACCAACAGCAGCAUCAACUCUGGCAUGGGCGCAACCGGGCCCGGGGGCAAUAUGCUGCUCGAUCAGACGCCGUCAGGCGGCAGCAGCAGCAGCGGCGUCAGCAGCGCGCCCAGCUCCUCCAAGGGGCACAUACACGCCCACUCGCAUGGCCACAUGUCGAACGCCCAUGCUGAAAGCUUAGCCAUGACUGCGUCCCAGCAGCAACAGCAGCAGCAGCAAGUGCCACAGGCAGCCAUUGAUGAGAUGCGCGUCUGAUAGGUGUCGGUCUUUGAGUUGGACUUAUAGUCAUCAACGGGGUCCAUAGAGACGUUACGUGUCGAAACGCCUGAGGAGUUCUAUGCCCUCAAAGAGGCGCAAAAAGUGAGCGGCCCCGAUGACAGCCAACUCAAUGCAGCACAUGGAACAACAGCGGUUUUAGCAAGGCAACGUGGAAAAGGCGGCGGCGGUGGUGCAGUGAAUAGUACGGAGCAUAAGCUGCAGCUGAGGAAACUCAAGUUCAAGCGAGAGAUUCACGCUCUGGCGCUCGAGGGCGGGGAUGUUGCGCGCGGUUACUGCUCCUGCGAUGAACAGUGGACCAACUUGUCCUCGCCCACAUCCACGACCACAUCGGCGACCAUGUCGCCCACGUUAGCGGCUGGAAGUGGCAACGCUAAAGCCAGCGGCGGCGUCGGCGGCCUCAGCCUUAGCGGCAAUGGCAACGUCAACGGCAACAGCAACGGAAACGGAAUCGGAAACGGAAACGGGAUUGUGAAAAUGGCGACAUUGAAAAAGCGCGGAUCGGGCGCAAACGCUGCCGGCGUCCGCCUCAAGCAGCAGCAUCACGUGCGCUUCUCCGACGAAAAAAACUUCUCGGACUAAGCCGAAAAGAACUCGUAAACUACUAGACUGCACCUAAGCUCUGUUUAAUCUUAAGAGAACAUUUUCAUAGCCUAAGCAACAGUUGAGAAUUACGAAAUAAGCAAAACAAAAAACCGGAAAAGUAA
Molecule: messenger RNA, 5023 nt
Organism: Drosophila hydei
Lineage: Eukaryota; Metazoa; Arthropoda; Insecta; Diptera; Drosophilidae
Product: neuroligin 4-like
Exons: 11
Coding region: 399-4295 (1298 amino acids)
Biological process (GO): postsynaptic membrane assembly; chemical synaptic transmission; presynaptic membrane assembly
Cellular component (GO): synapse; cell surface; postsynaptic membrane
Molecular function (GO): signaling receptor activity; neurexin family protein binding
Source: RefSeq, a predicted model, not a curated record